This is a messenger RNA of Arxiozyma heterogenica, 303 nucleotides long. It is a transcript of the gene MRX14, whose product is annotated as mitochondrial 54S ribosomal protein bL34m MRX14. Gene Ontology annotation, cellular component: mitochondrial large ribosomal subunit; ribosome. The transcript has a single exon. The record is from RefSeq and is a predicted model, not a curated record. Lineage: Eukaryota; Fungi; Ascomycota; Saccharomycetes; Saccharomycetales; Saccharomycetaceae. Gene Ontology annotation, biological process: translation. Bases 1 to 303 code for a protein of 100 amino acids. Gene Ontology annotation, molecular function: structural constituent of ribosome.
AUGUCCCUUGUAUCAUUCUAUGGAAGAUCUAUUUUGGCUCAAGGUAUUAAUAAGCCAUUGGUCCUCAAGAGUUUAUUGUCCCCUGUUGGUGUUCCCACUUCAAAUUCUAUCGUAUCAUCAAUGAAUAAUGGCCCAUUAUCUGCCAUUGAACAAAGAAGGUGGAAGUCUCGUGGUAACACAUAUCAGCCAAGCACUUUGAAACGUAAAAGAAAGUUUGGGUUUUUAGCCAGACUGAAAGAUAAAUUUAAAUCAAAGAUGAUUAAAACUAGAAAAGAUAAAGGCAGAUGGUACUUGUCUCAUUAA